GCUUACUAAAUGUACCACUACCUUUUCUUAGCUUUCAUGUAUUCCAUUGACGAGUUAUACCCAUAACAUUGUUUAGUUACUUUCACCUGUUCAUAUACAUAAAUUAGUUUCUUCUAAAAUUCAUUCAAAUGCCAGAUCCUGAAGCCUCAAAGCGUGUUUUAUCCAUUCAAUCUUCUGUCAGCCACGGUUAUGUAGGAAAUAGAUCUGCUACCUUCCCAUUGCAAUUGCAUGAGUGGGAAGUGGAUGUUGUACCUACAGUCCACUUUUCCAACCAUCUUGGCUAUGGUAAUAAGAGAGGUCGUGUAUGCAAAGCAUCUGAGGUUUAUGAACUAUUGGCAACCUUAUUGGAAAAAAACGACUUUGUUUACGAUGCAAUUUUGACUGGUUUUAUCCCAACUGGAGAGAUCCUCCAAGUAGUUUCGAAUCUUUUAAUCGAAUACAAAGGUCGACACCCUAAUGUAAAAUGGAUAGCGGACCCUGUCAUGGGAGACCAGGGGGAGGCUUAUGUGGAGAAAGAUGUUUUAAAUACAUAUAAAAGGGUUUUGUCCCAUGCAUUUAUAAUAACACCUAAUGCUUUUGAGGUCGAAUUAUUAACAGGAGUUUCUGUUGUGAACAAGUCGACCGCAUUAUACGGGCUAAAGCGUAUCUACCAAUUAUACAAGGUUCCUCAAGCUGUGAUUACCUCGUUUCAAGAUAUGAAUGAAUCAAAUUUGUUGUUUUGCUUAGGCUAUUGUUUCAAAAAUAAUACCUUUCAUUCUUUCCUGUACUCGUAUCCUUCCCUUUCAGGAACGUUUACAGGAACAGGAGAUUUAUUUUCGAGCCUUACCUUGGCGAAGUACAUGGAUGAGAGAUCUCCACAAAAACGAAGUUCAUUCAAAGAUGUAAACGAAGAAGAAUCGAGUUUGGGUUUCUUCACGGAGGUGAUUGGACAAGUUUUAACUUGUAUGCACUCUGUACUUGUGAGAACAAAGGAAUAUACCCUUCAACAAUUGCAGCGAGACCCUAGCAUUGAAAAAGAUCAGUUUUUACUAAGCAAUGUCUGCGAACUUCGACUCAUCCAAUCUAGGGAUGAUCUUGUUUCGAGUAAAAAUAUUUAUGCACCUGAAGAGUGGAUUGGUUUGGAUAUGUGAUCUAAAAAGUCAUUUAAUACAAUUAUAUAUAAAAAAUAGAGAAUCUAGAAUGACGAGUGCUAUUUUCAUUGCCAAACCCUAUCGUCUUUUCAUGCCAGUUCAGUCCAUUCUGAAUUCACCAUGUCAAGUAGAAUCUUUGGGCGAAACGGUAAUAAAAACAAUUGGUCCGUG
Messenger RNA from Schizosaccharomyces cryophilus OY26, 1301 nucleotides. Its product is annotated as pyridoxine-pyridoxal-pyridoxamine kinase. The coding region runs from base 129 to 1130 and encodes 333 amino acids. Gene Ontology annotation, cellular component: cytosol. The record is from RefSeq and is a predicted model, not a curated record. Gene Ontology annotation, molecular function: pyridoxal kinase activity. Lineage: Eukaryota; Fungi; Ascomycota; Schizosaccharomycetes; Schizosaccharomycetales; Schizosaccharomycetaceae. Gene Ontology annotation, biological process: pyridoxal 5'-phosphate salvage. The transcript is spliced from 4 exons.